AUGUCCGAGUCACGCUCUUUCUUACAGCAAUCUCUCGGCAGCCUUCGACCCGAGUUAUCUGGUCCUACACAAGCACACAUGACUAUUCCUAUCGGCCUAGUGCGAACCGUUCGUCAAUCUUUCGAGGGUGUUAUCUCAGCACAUCGCGCUGAGCCGGACACAGUCUACAUUGAUCGCGCUCUGCGGAACGUGACCAAACUCCUCCAGCAGAACCGUGAAUAUGCAGAACAACUACGACUCGCCGAGGACGCAACACUCUUCAGCCUACCCGAACAUCUCGUUCAUUUCUUGCGAGAUCAUGAUAAUUUGUACCGCGUCGGUAUUCGUAACCGUCUAGUCGCCAGCAUGGCUAUCCGUUCCUUGCAUAUGGAUGUGCUUGUGAAAGUAGUGUACCGUCUUCGAAACAUACGAACCUUCUACUACAUCAACUUUGCCGAAACAACCGGCUCAGUGGCUGAACACAUUCGCCUGAAGCACCAUCCUGUUCUACAGAAAGAAUUCAGCGAGUGCACUGCUUCACUACAGGAUGAAGUGAUCAACCAACUCACCCACGCCCAUCACCUCCUCCCGAGCCCAGCUAAGGACACGGAGCUUGAGAACAUCGGCCCAGACCACAACGUAUCCGACCAUGGUCAGGAAGUGUCACCAUCACCAACACACACUCAUCCAGACGCCCGCGACCACUCCAAACGCUGCUGCAUCUGCCUCGAGCCCUACACCAACACCAUCAUACACCGCGCCUUCCGCAUCACCGCCUGCAACCACGUAAUCGGCAAACCCUGCCUCGCGCACUGGCUCAACAGCACAACCCGUAACGCGAAUCGAUGUCCCCACUGCCGCACUCCCCUAUUUGAGCGCCGCGCCCGUCAGCCCGUGGGCAUGACACCCGCAGCGCUUGCCCAACAGCGCACCCUCGCCGAUCGAGUGUCGCGUACCAUUGCCGUGAUACGGGACGUUGAGAAGCUUCAGAUGGAGCUGUUUGGGUCUGUUGUCGCCAACGCGUACAUCACCGAGACAAUGGAUGAGCUGAAUUAUCGGCUUUUUCAGACCGAUGUCGAGUUUUGCGUGGUUCGUAGGGGCGCAGAGUGGGUCGCUGGGAGGUUCACCUGGCAUUGA
This is a messenger RNA of Ascochyta rabiei, 1116 nucleotides long. RefSeq lists its product as uncharacterized. The record is from RefSeq and is a predicted model, not a curated record. Gene Ontology annotation, cellular component: nucleus. The coding region runs from base 1 to 1116 and encodes 371 amino acids. Gene Ontology annotation, molecular function: ubiquitin protein ligase activity. Gene Ontology annotation, biological process: interstrand cross-link repair; protein ubiquitination. The transcript has a single exon. Lineage: Eukaryota; Fungi; Ascomycota; Dothideomycetes; Pleosporales; Didymellaceae.